Papilio machaon (common yellow swallowtail) is the source of this 1010-nucleotide messenger RNA. It is a transcript of the gene RhoGDI, whose product is annotated as rho GDP-dissociation inhibitor 1. The coding region runs from base 155 to 772 and encodes 205 amino acids. The record is from RefSeq and is a predicted model, not a curated record. NCBI's taxonomy places the organism in Eukaryota, Metazoa, Arthropoda, Insecta, Lepidoptera, Papilionidae. The transcript has 5 exons. Gene Ontology annotation, cellular component: cytosol; membrane; cytoplasm. Gene Ontology annotation, molecular function: protein binding; Rho GDP-dissociation inhibitor activity. Gene Ontology annotation, biological process: Rho protein signal transduction.
GUCAGUCAUUUUUGAUCUAUAGUCUUAUGUUCUAUAGAUUUUAGAAAUUAUUAGUUCUUUGGUUUAUACGUUUAUUAAUUUUGGUGCUAUUUUUUAAUUGCAGUGAUUACUGCUGUUAUUGGUGCACUUAUUUCACAUUAUAACACUUCCUAACAUGUCUGGUGAACCUGAAGUAGCACGCACUCCUGAAGGUGAAGAGACGGAAGAAGAAGAAAUCAAGUCCUCAUACAGGCCACCACCAGAAAAGACUAUUGAGGAAAUUUUAGCAGCAGAUCAAGAAGAUGAAUCAUUGAGAAAAUACAAGGAAGCAUUAUUAGGACAGGCGCAAGCAGGAACAGUUAUUGUUGAUCCGAAUGACCCUCGGAAGGUGAUUGUGAAGAAGCUAGCACUCUGUGUGACGGAGCGGGAUGACCUUGAGCUGGACCUCUCCGGGGACCUCACAGACCUCAAGAAACAGGUGUUUGUUAUCAAAGAGGGUGUGCAGUAUCGGAUAAGGAUCGAUUUUAUUGUGCAGCGAGAGAUCGUGCACGGACUCAAGUACGUGCAGAAGACCUACCGCAUGGGAGUGCCCGUGGACAAAAUGACCCAUAUGGUUGGCUCGUAUCCCCCAAAGACCGAAAUCCAGUCUUACACCACUCCGCCCGAGGAUGCACCGUCUGGUCUCAUGGCGCGUGGCUCCUACACCGUCAACAGCCUCUUCACUGAUGAUGACAAGAACAUCCAUCUCCAAUGGGAGUGGAGCUUCGAGAUUAAGAAGGAUUGGAAGGAUUAGAAUGACAUAAAGAGAUCAAACAGGAUUGGACAUUAGGUGAGACAUUUUGAACUAAAAUACACAGGCGAUGAUUCCGUUUUGUACAUUCUGUAUGGAAUUUUGUAAUGUCCAAUUCGGUUUGUUAGAUGGCGGGAUUGCAACGUAAGUUAACAUAUGUGUAAGGAUUAAAAGAAUUUGAUACUUGAAAUGUGACAAAACUUUACUAAGUUUGUACUUAUAAUCCUUGGAAGGAAGAAAU